CGACCCCUUGCUCUUGCUUCUCUAUUGAUUACUGAAUCUUCCUCUCUUUUUCUCUCAAAAUCAAAAGUAUGGGUGGUGAUCAUCGGCAUGCUUCUUCAAGUUCAAACAGCCCUGAAACCGUUCUGCCGCUUGCUGUGGUGCCGGGUUAUUUUGAAGAGGCAGAUGUGGCACCCAUUAUUUCAUCCUACAAUGAUCAUAUACGCCCUUUGCUGGACGCUAUUGACAGGCUCAGGCUUCUCCAGGUCAUGAAAGAAGGCAUCCAGCUGCCCACCAUUGUUGUCGUUGGUGACCAGUCCUCCGGAAAGUCCAGCGUUCUCGAAUCACUCGCCGGCAUCCACCUUCCUCGUGGCCAGGGAAUCUGCACCAGAGUUCCCCUGAUUAUGCGGCUCCAGAAUCAAGACACUACUGAACCAGAGCUUUUCUUGGAGUACAGUGGAAAAACGGUUCCCGUGGAAGAAGACCACAUUGCUGACGCCAUUAGUCUUGCCACCGACGAGAUUGCCGGCAGCGGUAAGGGUAUUUCCAACACUCCCCUGACUUUGGUGUACAGUGAAAAAACGGUUCCAGUGGAAGAAGACCACAUUGCUGACGUCAUUAGUCUUGCCACCGACGAGAUUGCCGGCAGCGGUAAGGGCAUUUCCAACACUCCCCUGACUUUGGUGGUGAAGAAAAACGGUGUGCCGGAUCUUACGAUGGUGGAUCUUCCCGGAAUCACCCGAGUCCCUGUUCACGGCCAGCCGGAGAACAUUUACGAGCAGGUAACUGAGAUGAUUAUGGGGUAUAUAAAGCCGGAAGAGAGCAUAAUCCUGAAUGUUCUCUCAGCAACAGUUGAUUUUUCUACCUGUGAAUCCAUCAGGAUGUCGCAGCAGGUGGACAGGAAUGGCCAGAGGACUCUGGCCGUCGUGACAAAGGCAGAUAAGUCACCGGAAGGGCUACGCGAGAAGGUCAGUUCCAAUGAUGUUAAUAUUGGGCUUGGUUAUGUCUGUGUGAGAAACAGGGUCGGUGAUGAAUCUUUUGAAGAAGCAAGGGGGGAAGAAGAAAAUUUGUUCGAAACCCACCCUCUGCUUUCGAAGAUGGACAAAUCCAUCGUCGGAAUUCCGGUUUUGGCAGAAAAGCUCGUUCAAGUUCAGGCAAAUAUCAUUUCAAAAUGCCUACCCAAGAUUGUGAUGAACAUCAAUGAAAAGCUGAGUGCAAAUGUGAUGGAGCUGGAGAAGAUGCCGAAGAUUCUGUCCUCCCACGCGGAAGCUAUGACGACUUUCAUGCAGAUCAUCGGAUCGGCGAAAGAAUCUCUGAGGAAAAUUCUGUUGAGAGGGGAAUUUGAUGAAUACCCAGAUGACAAGGAAAUGCAUGGAAGUGCCCGAUUGGUGGAAAUGCUCGACAAAUUCUCCAACGAGCUUCAUAAGAGCGUUGAAAAUGAACAAACAGGUGACUUUUUGAUUGAAGAAAUUAAGGUUCUUGAGGAAGCCAAAGGGAUUGAAUUGCCCAAUUUCCUCUCUCACUCAGCUUUCCUCCGCAUUCUUCAGAGGAAAGUCGAUAGGAUUUCAAGCAUGCCUACUGACUGCGUUGAACAGACAUGGGGCUACAUUGAAAGGGUUGUGAUUGCUAUUUUGAAGCGUCAUUCGGAAGACUAUCCACAGCUUAAGCUUGCAACAACAAGAGCAGCUAAAAGCUUGAUAUCUAAAAUGAAAGAACAGUCAAUGAAUCGGGUUAUGGAGAUUGUGCAAAUGGAGAGGCUGACAGAUUAUACAUGUAACCCUGAUUACUUGUCUGAAUGGAGCAAGCUCUUAUCCCAACAGCAGAAGUUCAUGGGAGAUCUUACAAGUUUUAAUGGUUAUAAUUAUAAUUAUAAUUCGACAACCAUUGAAGGUUGGGGGACAAUUCAGAUCGAGCAUCUAAGGGGGAAAUCGGAUACUAUUCUUCAGCAAGCUUUUGACUUGAAGACGAGGAUGAAAGCAUAUUGGAAGAUAGUUCUGAGGAGGUUGGUGGACACCAUGGCUCUCCUUUUGAAAUUUAAUGUGCACAAUCUGGUGACUAAGGAGAUGGAGAAGGAAAUUUUCAUGGAGCUGCUGGGUGCGGAUGGUGGAAAAUCUAUUGAGAGGAUUCUGGAGGAGUCGCCCGGUAUUGCUGGGAAAAGAGAGAGGCUGAAGAGUAGUAUUGGUAUGUUGAGGGAGUCCAAGGAGGUUGUGGCUCAAAUGAUGGACAAAAUUGCUUCCUAUGGUGACUAAGGUCAUUCAAUUAGUCUGGGGCAUCAAAUGGUGGUUUGUUUUCUUUUUGUUAAUUUUGAACCUUCUGUGUGCUACAUAUGUGGGUUUUUUUUUUUUUU
Molecule: messenger RNA, 2323 nt
Organism: Rubroshorea leprosula
Lineage: Eukaryota; Viridiplantae; Streptophyta; Magnoliopsida; Malvales; Dipterocarpaceae
Source: the annotation of a GenBank genome assembly